This is a messenger RNA of Acanthoscelides obtectus, 294 nucleotides long. NCBI's taxonomy places the organism in Eukaryota, Metazoa, Arthropoda, Insecta, Coleoptera, Chrysomelidae. The record is from the annotation of a GenBank genome assembly.
AUGAGGCCCAAUCGCCUUGAAAGGCAUUUGAAGCAACAACAUCCUACUGUGGUUUUGAAGACGAAAGAGUUUUUUUCUUCAAAAGCAGGAUCACUCAAGCGGAUGAGACUGGAUAAAUCGGGAAGUUAUCACACAGCUUCCAAUGAUCCACUUGCGAAAUCAACAACUCCCGCAACAGGUCGCGUAACUAGGCCAACUGCACCUUUGCCUAAUCCCUUGAAAAAACCUUCCACUCCUUGCUCUUUGGCACCAGUCACUGGUUUUCUGUUGCCAAUGACUCAAACUCAAUGGUGA